AUUGAUUAACUGACUCAGUACAACUACAGCUACAAGCCUGCAACAUCAUCAACUACAUCCAUUUCAGACCCAUAAACCUACCUACCAACCAAGAAUACUGGACCCCACCAACCACAAUCUCUCAUUCACCAUCACAACCCUCCAAAUGUCACCUAUAAAAAUUUCUCACUCUUGUUCUUCUUCCUCCUUUGCAUCAUCAUCAUCACAUACUAAAAAGUGUUGAAUUAAUCAAAACAAUAAAAAGACCCUUUUUAGUGUUUUCAAGAGACAACUAUAAUGAUCCUAUCAGAGAAAGAUUGAACCAUGCUUUGUCGGCCAUUCAAACUUCACAUCCCAAAAAAGAUCCUUCCCACUCAUUCUUCAUCUUUUUCUUUUCUGCCUGGAUAUUCAUUUUUUUCUGAUUCAUCAACUUUUCAGUGUCUCUUCUUCAUUUUAUUGCUCCUUAGAUAAAAGGGUUUCUGUUUUGAUUCUAAAAAUCUCAUCUUUUUUGCUUCAGAUCAAAGAUCCUAACUUUUUGUAUCGAAAGGUGAAGUGGGUAUAUUCUAUUUUUUGGAUUUGGUUUCAUUCAUUAACUUUCAUGAUUCUUCUUAAUUUUUCUUCAAAUGGAUUCAUUGAUCCUUAUUGGUGAAUUGGUUGAUCUUUUGAAAAGUGAUGGUGGGCUUUGAAAGGUAUGUGUAUCUUUGUUUUACCAUUGAAUUGUUUCAUUAGGAUAGUAUGGCAUCACAGACACCGAAUGACACCGAUACUAAUACGUCGACACCGAUACAGGUAAAAUAAUUGAAUAAAUUGAACGUAAUCAUAGAUAGAUACCGACAAAGACACACCUUUUUUUUAGUCCAGAAGUGUUGUGCUACAAAGGGCCUUUUAACUCUGUAAUUUUUGUGGUCCCUAACAUUUUCCUAUAAAAAGAAUGUGAAUUUUGAGGUUACAUGGUUACAAAAGAAAUCAUUUUUUGGUUUUAUUUAGAAUAUAAAUCAUGUGGUUAGUUAUGCAAGUGAUUAAUAAAUUGUUUGGUUGUGCAGGUGUUGAUUAUUAAGAUGUCUAGGAACAUGAAGCAUGGAAGAGGUUUUGCAAAAGGAUAUUCUGUUAAUUUGUUGCUACUAUUGAGUUUACUCUUUUGUAGCACAGAAGGGUUGAAUUUAGAGGGUCAAAUCCUCUUAAAGAUCAAGAGUGGACUUCAUGAUAACUAUAAUCUUUUAGGAAAUUGGAAAUCUAGUGAUGAAACUCCAUGUGGAUGGAUAGGUGUAAAUUGCAUUUAUGAAAAUACCAGUGGUAGUGGUAGUGUUAGUGUUAGUGAUCCGGUGGUUAUUUCUCUUAAUUUGAGUUCUAUGGAUCUUUCUGGAACUCUAAAUAGUAGCAUUGGGGGUCUUACCAAGUUAACUUAUCUCAAUCUUGCUUAUAAUGGUUUGACCGGGAACAUCCCGAAGGAGAUUGGUGAGUUGUUGAGUUUGAAAUAUCUUUACUUGAACAAUAAUCAAUUUGAGGGACUGAUUCCGGUUGAAUUAGGUAAGUUGUCUGUUUUGAGAAAUUUGAAUAUUUGCAACAAUAAACUCUCGGGUGUUCUUCCGGACGAGUUUGGAAACUUGUCUUCUUUGGUUGAGUUAGUUGCGUAUAGCAACUUUCUCGUUGGUCCGUUGCCCACUUCUGUUGGAAAUCUUGAGAAUCUCGAGACUUUCAGAGCUGGGGCGAAUAACAUUACUGGUAGCUUGCCGGAAGAAAUUGGCAGAUGCAGGAGCUUGGUACGUCUAGGUCUUGCUCAAAAUCAGAUUGACGGGGAGAUACCGAAGGAGAUUGGGAUGCUCGAAAACUUAAAGGAAUUGGUUUUAUGGGAAAACAAGUUAUCAGGAGUUGUUCCGAAAGAGCUUGGGAAUUGUAGCAGGCUUGAGAUCCUUGCUUUAUACGGAAACAAUCUUGUUGGACCGUUACCUCAUGAGAUCGGGAACUUGAAAUCGUUGAAGUGGUUGUAUCUUUACAGAAAUAAGUUGAACGGAUCCAUUCCAAGGGAAAUUGGAAAUCUUUCUUCAGCUUUACACAUUGAUUUCUCGGAGAACUCAUUGGCAGGCGAUAUUCCUUCGGAGUUCAGCAAAAUCCGUGGUCUAAGUUUGCUCUUUCUCUUUGAGAAUCAUCUAACUGGUGUGAUACCAAAUGAGUUUGGUAGUUUGAAGAACCUGACGAAGCUGGACCUGUCGAUAAAUAAUCUUACUGGUCCGAUUCCGUCCGGUUUUCAAUAUUUGACUCAUAUGUAUCAGCUGCAACUUUUCGACAACAACCUAAGCGGUGUUAUUCCUCAGGGACUUGGACUUUAUAGUCAUCUCUGGGUGGUUGAUUUUUCCGACAACAACUUGACGGGAAAUAUACCUCCUCAUCUAUGCCGAAACUCUCAUUUGAUGCUGUUGAAUCUCGCCGAUAAUCAGCUUUAUGGAAACAUACCAACAGGUAUAUUAAACUGUGAAUCAUUGGCACAGUUGCUUUUGGUUGGUAACAGGCUAAGUGGUGGUUUCCCUUCGGAAUUGUGUAAACUUGAGAACCUUACCGCCAUUGAUUUGAAUGAUAACAGGUUUAGCGGCCCGCUUCCUCGUGAGAUCGCAAAUUGCCACAGUUUGCAAAGGCUUCAUAUUGCAAACAAUUACUUCACAUUGGAGUUGCCUAAGGAAAUAGGAAAUCUCUCUCAAUUGGUGACUUUUAAUGUUUCGUCUAAUCUUUUCACCGGAAGAAUCCCUCCUGAAAUUUUUUGGUGCCAGAGGCUGCAGCGGCUUGAUCUCAGUCAGAACCGUUUUACUGAUUCGUUGCCGAAUGAAAUCGGAACACUUCAGCACUUGGAGAUUCUCAAGCUCUCGGAUAAUAAAUUGUCCGGAAAUAUUCCUGCAGCAUUAGGAAAUCUGUCUCAUUUGAACUGGCUGCUUAUGGAUGGUAAUUUGUUUUCCGGCGAAAUACCUCCUCAGUUGGGUUCUCUUUCGAGCUUACAGAUAGCAAUGGAUCUCAGUUACAAUAAUCUUUCUGGAACAAUACCUUCUCGGCUUGGCAAUCUCAAUAUGCUUGAAUAUCUCUUUCUCAAUAACAACCAAUUGGAUGGCGAAAUUCCGAGUACCUUUAGCGCACUUUCUAGCUUGAUGGGAUGUAAUUUCUCGCACAAUAACCUCUCCGGUCCUAUCCCUUCGACUAAAAUUUUCGAAAGUAUGGCUUUAAGCAGCUUUGUUGGUGGUAACGUAGGCCUUUGCGGUACACCUCUCGUUGACUGCAAUAGUAUUACAGCUUCUGGCUCUAUUCCCUCGGCGAAAGACGGUGAUUCUAAGCGUGCUAAAAUUGUCAUGGUCAUUGCAGCUACCGUUGGCGGUGUUUCUCUCAUUUUGAUUUUGGUAAUUUUAUAUUUAAUGAGACGACCUCGGGAGCCUGUUGAUUCCUUUGUAGACCCCGAAACUCUCUCGCCAGAUUCGGAUAUCUAUUUCCCUCCAAAAGACGGUUUCACAUUUCAAGACCUACUUGAAGCUACAAAAAGAUUUCAUGAAAGUUAUGUCAUUGGUAGCGGAGCAUGCGGAACAGUUUAUAAGGCCGUGAUGAAAUCCGGCAAGACAAUUGCUGUUAAGAAGCUAGCGUCGAAUCGGGAAGGGAACAACGUCGAUAAUAGUUUCAGGGCUGAAAUAUCGACCCUAGGAAGGAUAAGGCAUCGGAAUAUAGUGAAACUGUAUGGAUUUUGUUAUCAUCAAGGUUCCAAUCUCUUACUCUAUGAAUACAUGGAAAGAGGUAGCUUAGGUGAAUUAUUGCACGGUUCUGCAAGUAAUUUGGAGUGGCCGACUCGAUUCAUGAUUGCUCUUGGAGCUGCCGAAGGCCUUGCUUACUUGCAUCAUGACUGUAAACCGAAGAUUAUUCACCGAGAUAUAAAAUCCAACAACAUCCUUCUAGAUGAAAAUUUUGAGGCCCAUGUUGGUGAUUUUGGCUUGGCGAAAGUGAUUGACAUGCCUCAGUCAAAGUCGAUGUCCGCAGUCGCUGGGUCUUAUGGAUAUAUUGCUCCUGAAUAUGCAUAUACCAUGAAGGUUACAGAAAAGUGUGACAUAUACAGUUACGGCGUUGUGCUGUUGGAAUUGCUAACCGGAAAAUCUCCAGUUCAACCGAUGGAACAAGGAGGCGAUCUUGUUACAUGGACGAGAAACCAUAUCCGGAACCAUGACAAUACAUUGAGCUCAGAGAUACUCGAUACUCGUCUUGAUCUUGAAGACCAAAUCACUAUAAACCACAUGCUCACUGUUUUGAAACUGGCUUUAAUGUGCACGAGUAUGUCUCCUAGUAAGCGUCCGUCAAUGCGCGAAGUUGUGUUGAUGCUCAUCGAGUCGAAUGAGCGAGAAGGAAACUUAACGCUUACUCGAACAAACCAUGACCCUCCUCCUACUAAAGAUAACACAUGAAAGUAUGCUGCAACUUCUCUUGAGAGUUUUGUUAACAGAUAUGAUUUUUUUUUCUUUUUCUCUUUUCAAUUCUAUGGUAUUGUUUUCCAUUAGAGAGAGUAGGAUGAUGAUUUUUGUACAUUCUUUCACUUCAUUAUGCUACUAGAGUUGAGAAUUUUAA
Molecule: messenger RNA, 4560 nt
Organism: Vicia villosa (hairy vetch)
Lineage: Eukaryota; Viridiplantae; Streptophyta; Magnoliopsida; Fabales; Fabaceae
Product: probable leucine-rich repeat receptor-like protein kinase At2g33170
Exons: 2
Coding region: 1038-4400 (1120 amino acids)
Biological process (GO): hormone-mediated signaling pathway; protein phosphorylation
Cellular component (GO): plasma membrane
Molecular function (GO): protein kinase activity; protein binding; ATP binding
Source: RefSeq, a predicted model, not a curated record